CACGCAAUUGUCAGACGGUCCCUAACUCGGGCAGGCUGAGUAGUUGAUGCUGGAUCGCCGAGCAGCAGCAGCAGCUCAGUCAGUCCGUCGCUGCAGUCCGACACAGCGGCCAGUCAUCAACAUCCUCAGCGUCCCCCCGGAGCUGUCCUGUGGCUCUGAAGCGACGGUGAAACGGGUUCAGACGGAGCAGGUCACGACGGUGUAAACACUCCUGUGGACAUGAGGACACCUGCUACGGCGACUUCUUCCAAAAGGCGGACCGGGAAUCCUGACUGGCAUCGAUUUUCACCGAGCGAAUGAGAAAGACUCGUCAUGACCGUUUCCCUGCUGACCAGUCACUCCUUCACUGAGGGACCUCGGCCGCUUUUGGUUUCUGGACUCCUCAACGCCGGAAUGAGAUAAUAAAGUGGACCAGCUCGUGCAUGCUGCUGCAACAACACCUGUGGCACUUGUAAACCCACCCCACCCUGCCCAUCCUGAUUCCAAUCCCCGUCCCCUCCCCGUCCCUCCCCACCCCCGACAGCUGAGUUCACCUCGACGGUCGAAACAUGACAACGCCGGCUCUCCUGCCGCUGUCGGGCCGAAGGAUACCCACUCUGUCGCCGGGCGCCUCGUCGUUCCCGCACCACAGGGCUACGUUGAGGCUCUCCGAGAAGUUCAUCCUCCUUCUCAUUCUCAGUGCCUUCAUCACCUUAUGCUUCGGGGCCUUCUUCUUCCUCCCGGACAAUUCCAAGCACAAGCGCUUUGACCUCGGCUUGGAGGAUGUGCUCAUCCCUCAUAUUGACUCCCCCAAAGAGGGGAAGCACGCUUCUGGACAGGUGGUCAUACACGGACAGGGAGGACACGACGAGCACAGACACAGGGAGGAGGAGGAGAGCCUGCGGGACAAGAUCCGGGCUGACCACGAGCGAGCGCUGCAGGAGGCAAAGGAGAAGCUGAGGAAGUCACGUGAGGAGCUACAGGCCGAGAUUCAGACGGAGAAGAGCAAAGUAAUGGAGGAGCUGAAAAAGAAGGACGCAGGGCCUAAACCCUUGCCACCCGUCCCCAUGCCCAAAGUGGUGGGCGUCAGUGAUGGUGAGCCACCAGAGCCUGAUGCCAAAGAGAAACGUGACAAGAUCCGAGAGAUGAUGAAGCAUGCCUGGGACAGCUACAGACAGUACGGCUGGGGUCACAAUGAGCUGAAGCCCCUCGCCAAGAAAGGACAUUCCACAAAUAUCUUUGGCAAUUCCCAACUAGGGGCGACCAUUGUGGAUGCCUUAGACACCCUCUACAUCAUGGGGCUGCAUGAUGAGUUCAAGGACGGCCAGGAGUGGAUCGAACAGAAUCUGGACUUUGGUGUGAAUGCUGAGGUGUCCGUGUUUGAGGUCAACAUUCGGUUCAUAGGAGGACUGCUGGCCGCCUACUAUCUCUCUGGACAGGAAGUGUUCAAGAUGAAGGCGGUCCAGCUAGCCGAGAAGCUGCUUCCUGCUUUUAACACCCCCACGGGUAUCCCUUGGGCCAUGGUCAACCUUAAGAGCGGUGUUGGUCGUAACUGGGGUUGGGCGUCAGCGGGCAGCAGCAUCCUUGCUGAGUUUGGGACUCUCCACAUGGAGUUUGUUCACCUCACCUACCUGACAGGGAACCCUGCCUACUACCAGAAGGUGAUGCAUAUCCGGAAGCUGUUAGCCAAAAUGGACAGACCCAACGGACUGUACCCAAACUACCUGAAUCCUCGCACAGGCCGCUGGGGCCAACAUCACACCUCAGUUGGAGGACUUGGGGAUAGUUUUUACGAGUACCUGCUGAAGGCAUGGCUCAUGUCAGACAAGACGGAUACAGAAGCCCGCAAGACCUAUGAUGACGCCAUCGAGGCCAUUGAGCGCCACCUGAUACGCAAAUCCAACGGUGGUCUGACAUUUAUUGGUGAGUGGAAGAACGGCCACCUGGAGAGAAAGAUGGGCCACCUGGCCUGCUUCGCCGGCGGCAUGUUUGCGUUGGGCGCUGACGGCUCGCCCGACGACAAGGCCGGACACUACCUGCAGCUGGGAGCUGAGAUUGCACACACCUGCCACGAGUCUUACGACAGGACGGUGUUGAAGCUCGGCCCGGAGGCCUUUAAGUUCGACAGCGGCCUGGAGGCGGUGGCUGUGCGGCAGAAUGAGAAGUACUACAUCCUGCGGCCGGAGGUCAUCGAGACGUACUGGUACAUGUGGAGGUUCACCCACGAUCCCAAAUAUCGGCAGUGGGGCUGGGAGGCAGCACAGGCCAUUGACAAGUACUGCAGAGUGAGCGGCGGUUUCUCGGGGGUGAAGGACGUCUAUUCUUCCAACCCGACCUACGACGACGUGCAACAGAGCUUCUUCCUGGCCGAGACACUCAAGUAUCUCUACCUGUUGUUCUCCAGCGACGACCUGAUGCCGUUGGAGAGUUGGGUCUUCAACACAGAGGCUCACCCACUCCCCGUCCUCCAUCUGGGCAACAUCACCCUGCCUGGCAGUGAGCCGGCUCAGCGGUAGACAGACGGAGCCCUUUCUCCUCUUCCUCCUCCACCACCACAGCACCAGGGGGGUGCCACCUUGUCCCCCUGCCUGCCUGCCUGCCCAAAAAACCCACCCACCAACACUGGACAAACUUACAUUCAGCUCUAAAGACUCAACUGCUUUCGGACUGCAGACAUCAACCAGAGGAGACGGAGAGAGAGAGAGAGAAAGCGAGAGAGAGCCUCCCACCACCGCAGGCCACUGCGGCGUGGAGAGGGCUCAGCCAUCGAGUUUUCCUCUCCUCUUCUGCAUCUUCACUCUUUGACUCUCUCCGUCUUCUCUGCUUCGAUCAGAAGGACGGUGGGUUUGCUGCUCAGCCUCAUGACUGGCUAGAAUCGACUCUUUUCUCUGAAGGACCGAGCUCCAAAUCCAGAGGCUUGAUUAAGUUUUUUUUUUUAUUAUUUUUAGUGUUUCUUUGAGAUUUGACCAAACUUUCCUCCCGUACAGACUCGAGCUGAGGCACUGAGGAUGCGUUACGGGGUUUCGUGAAGGAUCACACACAGUCAGUUUGACACUGCGCUGAUGGAAGUGUCACUUUUCCAGACAGACAGACUGAAGGACUGUACAGGGUCUGUUGAUGAGGUGUUUCUUUUUUUUUUUUUUUUGGUUGGUUGGUUGGUUGGUUGGUUGGACAAAUCUUUAAUGGGGACACAGGGUUGAAUCAAAGCCCACCGCUUUUUCCCGACCCCUCCCCCAUUCCACUUCCUGUUUAAUCUCCAUCAGAUGAACUUUGACCUGGAACUGUUUGCAGCUCGUCACAUCAUCAGCGCGAGAGCAGGUCGUGGCGACUUUUCCUCUAGUGCUCCUCUCCUUUUUUUUUUUUUUUCAGAAAAGUGGACCAUUGUAAGUGGAACAGUAAUUACACAGGGACAGCAGCAGGCCUCCCCAUCUUCACCGCCCCCUCCUCCACCUCCACAGCUUUCCAGUUUCUCCCAACGUCACCGGCCAUGAUGUUUUUCUCCCCAAAACAUUCUGCUGCUACUUGUAUGGAUGCUGCUUCUUUAUCUCUCCCCUCCACCUUCUUCUGAUCACACCAUGGCAUAGUUUCUCCCCCAGGCGAUCAAACCUUCUCUCAUCUCUUCCAUCCUCGUGUUCAUAAAUCACUCCAAAUCCUAUUCAGGCCAUACAUUGUUAGAUGAGGCUGCACCCUGGCCAUGUUAACGUAUGAGCGUGUGUGUGUGUGUGUGUGUGGGGAUAAAAUAUCCUCUGCUGUAAAUCAUUUAUUUGUGCACUUUUUACGGGGACGCUGUGAUGAAGAGGAAAGUGGAGGUGUAGCACUGAAAGAGCUGAAUAAAUGAAGACUUUCCUUUGUCUCCCUGCUACGCUCCCAUGACACAUUUUCUCUGCUCAAACUCCAUCAAGUCACCUCUCCGGGGAAGUCACAUGAAGUCAUCGCGCUGUUAAAUCCUCUUUCUUUACCACUUUUUUCCCACAUAAUCACAAUUUCCAGCUUUAAUCCUACAUUUUGUUGUUGAACCUGUCCUCCAGGUUUAUCUCCGCCUCUCCUGUCCGCAACAAGAGGUCUAAAAACUCCCACAUGACUCCGAUCAAACAGACUUCAGCUUCAGAUAUAUGCUACAAAUGCUGAUCAGUCAAUCCGGGCUGCGCCAAACCAUUAUUUUCAUAAUAUAUGAAUCUGUCAACCAGUUCGGUCCAUAAAAUGUCUGAAAAUGUUCAUCACUGUUGAUCCCCAAAUAUCUUGUUUUGUAUUUGUCCAUAUUUACAUUUCAGUGUCCUUCCAAAAUGAUUCAUUGAUGAUCAAAACAGUUGGCGGUUCAUUUGAUAGGUUAAUAGACAAAACUUGAUCUGACUGGAAUUGAUUCAUCGACUAAUCGUUGCAGCUCAACAAUCAAACAUCAAAAUCUUAAUAUCGGUUCUGAAAUUGAACAAAUCAAUCGUGACAGUUUGAAACACACGUCCAGAGUUUGACAGUCAGAAUAUUUUUGAGAACUCUUGUUGAGAGAAGUCACAGCCACCACACUGUCUUGUCACUUACUAGCACGGCUAUUGGUGUCACAGUCUGUUCAAAUAAGUUUAAAAACAACCAAAACAACAGUCCUCCCUGGUGAGUAACUGACCGCCGGACACUGACCAAACAUUUUACACCUCUCAGUUCAGUGUGACUAACUCCAACAAGACACUGAGGAAGACCUUUAAUGUAACCGACCAAAGUGUGGCUGCAGAGUCGUACUCUUGUCAACCUGGAUGUCGCAGGCCUAAUCCCACACAAACCCAAAGCUCAACAUCAUUUUAAGCCCUGCAAUAUAAAAAUAUACUGCGCAAUAAGAUGCUUCUUUUUUUUCAGCUACAAAAUAGAACAACCUAAAAUGACGAGUGCAGCAGUAACCUUUUCUGUGAGCCGUGUUGAGUUUGUCAGCAGGGAGACAAAGUGACAGCAGAGGGUGGGAUGUCGAGUCAAGGCAAAUAAUACAUUAAUAAACCCAACCGGUGUGCAGAGAACAUCGUUACAGCUAUCCUGCAGCAGUAGUUUAUCAAAUAUUAAUUACAACAACAACAAGAGACAGAUUUUCAUAUAAAGACCAAACGACCGUUAGCCAAAAACUUUUUUUUUUAUCUCCGCUCUUUAUGAUCCACUCUUGUCGGUCGGCAUUCAGCUAUGAUUUUUCUGUUCUUAAGAAAAAAGGUCACAUAGUUUAUAAAAAUACAGAAAAUAGGUUUAAUGAUGGGCUCAUUAAACCUGUUUUCUGUGUGUUUGUGUGUGUGUGAGAGAGAGAGAGAGAGAGAGAGCGAGCUCAUUAAUAAGCCUGCUGGUGUCCAAACUACUUUUGAACUGACUGGUUUAGGUAAAGAGACCGAGCAGAGCUUCACUACUGAAGAUGAUUCGUUCAAGCUGGAGAGAAGGAAUUGCACUAAACCAGGAAGUUUUGUUUUGUGUCUGUGUGCGUGUCUGUGUGUGUCUGACCGAGCCUUAUUGUCGUACGUGAUGUCUCAGCCAUCACUGUGCUCUUUUCACACUCUUUGCUCUGUGUUUUGUAAUACAUCAUUAUGAUAUAAAUUCUAUUCUUCUUGUUUUUGUUUGCACAAACAUCACUGACAUGCAGACACGGCAGAAUAUAAGGUGCUCCGAGCAUCAACAUGACAGAAAUAGGUUUGUUUAACGCCACAGAACUAAAAGUUUUAAAACGAUAGAAAUAUACUCACUAUACACCCACGUGUUAAAAAAAAAAAAAAAAAAAAGAACUGCCUAUGUUGGGCAAUAGGUCAUCUGUCAAUGAAGCCAUAACGUAAAUGGCAAAGGUUGAUGCAGAGCUACUUUCCCAACACGCGUGAAUCACAUAGUGACAUCACUGACUGUAACAUAACGUCCUAACACUGAAACAUGAAAAGACCAAAACCAACAAUAAAUGUAUGUGACAGAGCUCAUCUGUUGCCCUCGACGACAUGUUCCUUCAUAACCAUGAACAUACACUGUAGUUUAUUUUGAUUGAGUCUCACACGCCGUCCCGCUGCUAGAAAUACUCACUAGAGCAGCAAAUGUGUAUUCAUCCGCUUCUGAAAAUAGUCCCCAACAAAUGUGCCCGGCUGUUUGUAGAGAGCGUUGGUUUUGGUAUUUUCAUGGGAUUGGAGGAUGGAAGACAAAUCUAAAACAUAUGAAAUAAUAUCUGCCUUAUUUUUUAAAACAGUUAAUCCCAGCAAUAUGUAGAAAAUACAAUAUGUACAAACCAGUGUAGGUAGCAGUAACGUUUAUCAUUUUUAAGUGUCUUAAUAUCAAAAUGUUUUUGACCAAACGGCUACAUGUUCCAUCAAUUUUUAGUUUCAAUUUAAUCAGUUCACAUUUUUUAUAAUGAAACAACAACAGGUGUCUGCUCACAUCACUCCUCUCAGUGUACAUACAGGAUGUUUCUCUGCCCUCCCCCCAUCAACACAUUUUAUUCCCUCCAUACAUUUCUCUCCAUCCACUAUCAUCUCCACCUCUCUUUCAUCUGAGCUCUGGUGGCAGUCAACCUAUAGUCCACUGAUGCAGUACAGUCUUGGCUCUGAGCCUCUAUCCCCCCAGUCUCUGACAUCACACUGACAUCAAGCUGACAUCAUCAUCACCACCUAUUUCUGAUACGGAGGAAGCCCAGGCGAAAGCCGGGGCGGCCAUCAAGUCGCUGGGAGCGACGUUGAUUUUGAAAAUCGAGUGUUCUGUA
This is a messenger RNA of Larimichthys crocea (large yellow croaker), 6673 nucleotides long. RefSeq names its product mannosidase, alpha, class 1A, member 2 (gene man1a2). The transcript has 14 exons. Gene Ontology annotation, molecular function: mannosyl-oligosaccharide 1,2-alpha-mannosidase activity; calcium ion binding. Gene Ontology annotation, biological process: mannose trimming involved in glycoprotein ERAD pathway; carbohydrate metabolic process. Gene Ontology annotation, cellular component: Golgi membrane; endoplasmic reticulum; extracellular exosome. Bases 549 to 2495 code for a protein of 648 amino acids. Lineage: Eukaryota; Metazoa; Chordata; Actinopteri; Sciaenidae. The record is from RefSeq and is a predicted model, not a curated record.